AUGCAAUCGUCGCUGCUGCUCCGCGCGAGGGGUCUCCCUGCCGCCAGAACUACUGUUUCCUCCGCCUUGUCCCGUACAAAGACUGCCUCGUACGCCACCUUCAAGGUUCCUCGCAUCGACAAUGAGCCAAACAAACAUUACACUCCUGGCUCUCCUGACCGGAAAGCUCUCCAAGAUGCUUUGGCUCGCUCACAGCAGAAUGCUCCUCUCAGCGUUCCUCUAGUUAUCGCCGGACAGGAGAUCAAAGCUUCUGAAUCGUUCACACAAUCGAACCCCGCCUCUCACGGCCCGGUGGCAACUUACUCCAACGCAACGGCCAGAGACGUUGAAGCGGCUAUCGCGUCCGCUCUCGAAGCUCGCAAGUCAUGGGCCUCGACUCCGUUCGCUGAUCGUGCCAGUGUUUUCCUCAAGGCGGCCGACUUGAUCUCCACAAAGUACCGCUACGAUGUGAUGGCUCUCACUAUGCACGGCCAGGGCAAGAAUGCCUGGCAGGCAGAGAUCGACUCCGCAGCCGAGCUCAUUGACUUCUUCCGCUUUGGUGUCAAGUAUGCUGAGGAUCUGUAUGCGCAGCAGCCCGUGCACAAUGCGCCUGGUGUUUGGAACCGCGUUGAAUACCGCCCUCUGGAGGGAUUCGUCUAUGCUAUCAGUCCCUUCAACUUUACCGCCAUUGGUGGUAACUUGGCUGGUGCUCCUGCACUGAUGGGUAACGUUGUCAUCUGGAAGCCUUCUCCAUCUGCCAUUGCGUCCAACUGGCUCGUCCACCAGAUCCUGCUCGAGGCAGGUCUGCCCAAGAACGUUAUCCAGUUUGUUCCUGGUGAAGCCGAAGAGGUGACCAAGACUGUUCUUGACCACCCCGACUUCGCUGCUCUCCACUUCACCGGUAGCACCAACGUUUUCCGCAACCUGUAUGGUCAGAUCUCCACUGGAGUUGCGGCUGGCAAGUACCGCAGCUACCCUCGCAUUGUCGGAGAAACUGGCGGCAAGAACUUCCACCUUAUUCACAAGUCGGCCGACGUGCGCAAUGCCGCUGUCCAGACCGUUCGUGGCGCGUUCGAAUUCCAAGGCCAGAAGUGCAGUGCUACAUCGCGCGCAUACGUGGCUGCCUCUAUCGCCGAUGAGUUCGUGGAGCAGGUCGCUACUGAGACCAAGAACUUGAAGGUCGGCCCUCCUUCUGAAUUCUCUAACUUCUGCGGUCCCGUUAUCCACGAGGCAUCGUUCAACAAGCUCAGCAAGGUCAUCGACGAAGCCAAGAACGACCCCGAGCUUGAGCUGGUUGCUGGAGGCACCUAUGACUCUUCCAAGGGCUGGUACAUCCAGCCCACCGUCUACCGCACAUCCAACCCCGACCACCCUCUUAUCACUCGCGAGCUCUUCGGCCCCGUCCUCGUCAUCCACACCUACAGCGAUGCCACCGAGGCCGAAUUCGCUCGUAUCGCCGAGAAGAUUGACCAGACCGGUGAAUAUGGCCUGACUGGUUCCGUGUUCUCUCAGGACCGAGAGGCCCUUGAAGUGGCGAAUGAAGCCCUCCGCAACGCCGCCGGUAACUUCUACAUCAACUGCAAGAGCACCGGUGCCGUUGUUGGCCAGCAGCCUUUCGGUGGCGCCCGUGCCAGUGGUACCAACGACAAGGCUGGUAGCGGAAACCUGCUCUCCCGCUUCGUCAGCUUGCGCUCGAUCAAGGAGGAGUUCGUCCCGACGUACAAGGUCACCUACCCCAGCAACGAGUAG
Molecule: messenger RNA, 1728 nt
Organism: Aspergillus puulaauensis
Lineage: Eukaryota; Fungi; Ascomycota; Eurotiomycetes; Eurotiales; Aspergillaceae
Gene: prnC
Product: delta-1-pyrroline-5-carboxylate dehydrogenase prnC
Exons: 4
Coding region: 1-1728 (575 amino acids)
Cellular component (GO): mitochondrial matrix
Molecular function (GO): L-glutamate gamma-semialdehyde dehydrogenase (NAD+) activity
Source: RefSeq, a predicted model, not a curated record